Molecule: messenger RNA, 1550 nt
Organism: Gordionus sp. m RMFG-2023
Lineage: Eukaryota; Metazoa; Nematomorpha; Gordioida; Chordodea; Parachordodidae
Product: RCC1-like G exchanging factor-like protein
Exons: 7
Coding region: 2-1486 (494 amino acids)
Biological process (GO): positive regulation of mitochondrial translation
Cellular component (GO): mitochondrial inner membrane
Molecular function (GO): rRNA binding; guanyl-nucleotide exchange factor activity
Source: RefSeq, a predicted model, not a curated record
UAUGCUUAAAAAAUUGAAUGCUAGGUUUUAUAGCUUAAUAUACUUACGUGAUUUAUCGAAAAACAAAGAAUCUAUUAUAAAUUAUAAUAAGAAUUUACUUGAAAAUAACACCACUGAAAACGAAAGUUUAAAUGUAUCAGAUCAACAUGUAUCAAAGCUAAGGACAAGAGCUUAUAUAUGGGGUGGAGGGUAUUAUGGAGCCUUAGGUAACGAAAGAUUAUUGAGGCCCAAAGUUGGUAAAAAUAUUAGAUAUAGUGUCAAGGCUCCUAUGCAUCUUUAUUUUGCUGAUAAAUAUAAAAUAAAAAAUAUAGCUUGUGGAUAUGGAUACACAAUGUUUGUAUCAAAUAAAAAGCUAUAUGGAUGUGGUAUAAAUGUAAAUUCUCAAAUAGGCUUUCAUGAAGCUAGAAAAAACUCAGGAAAAGGUCUAAAUUUUAUAUUGGAACCCGUGCCCAUCAUGAUACCCUCCGACCGAAUUAUUAAAGCGGCAGCUGGACAAAAUCAUACCCUAGUUUUAACUUCGGACGGCGUUUUUUCUUUCGGUUGUAAUCGAUUCGGACAAUGUGCUCGGGAGGUUAUAACCGAUGAGAACUAUGAGAAUAAUCCCUUGAUUUAUAAGAUACCAUCGAAACACUUUGAUUCGCCAGUCAACGACGUAGUGUGCGGCGAAAAUACGUCAUAUUUUUUGACCGCUUCCGGUCUACUCUAUUCCUGCGGGCAUGGAUUAUACGGACAAAUAGGUGACGGUCAGAUGAACCUCAUGAACCCCGUUCCUGUCCUAUUAAACUUCGCUUCUUCCUCCGAUACUACCAUGCUCUCAAACGACGAUAAGAUAAUCAAGGUAGCCUGUAGAAGCAAUACAACCAUGGCUCUCACGGCGAAGGGUAAAGUUUUCGCUUGGGGGUCCGGGGAGCAUUCCCAGUUCACGCUUUUCUCUGAUCUAAAGUCCAGAUCUAAUAUAUUGGAGGGUCAUAAAUUCGACUUGAGUGCCACUAAUUUUCCCCGCCCGUUACUGUUAUUCGAUUCUCCCGACGAACGCGAUUGUAAAGAUGUACCAAAGGAUAAUGCUGCAAUUUCGAACCACGGAACCAUUAAGGGUCGCCAAAUAGUCGAUAUCGCGUGCACAAAUAGCAUGUGCUGCGUCUUAGACGGGCCAACGGGGACUUUACAUGUUUGGGGCAUGGGGCCAUUAGGACUGGGGCCACUCGUUAAUCAUUCUCAGAUACCACUCGCCAUACCGAAACCCCUAUUUUUUGAUGAGCCAGUCGUACAAAUAGUGGCGGGAUAUUCUCAGUUUUGCGCUAAAACCCGCGCCGGUAAUCUUUUCACAUGGGGCGAUAAUACCUGCGGAGCCCUAGGGUUGGGCCUAUUGUACAGCAAAACGACGAAAUCCCUCAAUCAAUACCAUUUCCCUCAACAAGUUUCUCUCAUGCAAAGAAAUAUCAAGGACAUAUCUGCGGGGUACGACCACAUAGCGAUCGUAGCCUAAGCCUUGAAUUUGCGAUUUUAUAAAUAUUUCUAUUAUGCCUAUAUUAGUAUCGUAAUCAAUUGUA